AUUGGCAUGAUAAAAUACAUCGUUAUAUUGCCAAAGUAUAAAACAUGACAUACAUAUUUAAAAUGCAUAAGUAUAAAUACAAGUAUACAGUGCAUGGAUAGAUAUGCCCCUGUUCAUAAACUCGCCAUAGACAUGUAGCCCUUUAUAGAUUGCUGCACGUUCUUGCAGCUGUAAACAGUACAACACAAUAGCAAGUUUAGCUAUUCAAUAUUAAUUUUUUAGUUAAUGUCGAUUAGUGUGUGCGUGCAUAUGUGCAUGUUGGUCAUUCACCGUCUCUCAGGUUAUGGCAUGCUCUCUGUCUCUGUCUCUCUCUGUGUCUGUCUGUCUGUCUCGCAUUGUUCCAGUGGCUCUGUGUACAUCUCCAUCUCUCUCCGUCUUCAUUGUUACUGUGUGAUCUCUUCCUGCUGUUUUUUGUGACGUGUCCUGACGUGAGAAGGGGGCAGGCAGCCAGCCAGUCAUUGAGUUUGAGUCUCGCUGUCUGUUGUGAAUGUCUCCGGGUGUCAGGCUGUUCGCUCGACCUCUUGACUUCUAACGAUGCGUUUGCGCGUCUGCCCGCUCGGGGCUGAACACGGAGUUUCCCAGGCGUGAGGACAAGGGAAGGAAGGAAGGAGGGAAUGGGACAGCUCAACAAAAAGCAACAGCUCACUCUUGUUUUGAUGCCAUGCUCCUGGUUUAGCACCGCGAUGGCGGAGAGCGCUGCCCGGCAGCAGCAGCAGCAGCAACAGCAGCAGCGGCAGCAACAGCGGCAGCAGCCCCGAGCAACAGCGGCAGGAGGUGGACUAGGAGUCGGACCAGCUCAGCACUCACACCGGCUACAGAGCCGCCGAGCGGCAGGUACUUUCUGAAGCAAGCCUGCCCGCCUGCCCGCCCUCCAGGAGACCGGUGGGAGGGAGAGGACAGGAGCAGUGGAGGUGAUUCGGUGUUUCUUUGUUGAGAUCUUACUACCCCUCUCACUGACUCACACAAACAAACAAACACACAGUCUGUGCUCUUACAAAAAAACCGUCUCCUGCCAAAUGUGUAUCAACUGAGGAGCCCCGGUCGACACUCACUCACCCACCCACCCACUCCGCGGCGAGUGGUGAGGGGUGAUUCCCGGGAGAACAAUUUGGGAACAUUUUUGGGGCAAAGGGAGUGAAUCAGAAGUUUACUGAUCCAGGAUCGGUUGGGAAGGGCAUUCGUUCGUCAAUUUCAGUCAUGGGACCAAAACAGAGCAUCCCGACUACAAACGGGCGGACCCGAGCCUACUCGGGCUCCGACCUGCCCUCGGCCACGGCCAGCAGCAACGGGAGUAACCGCUCGGUGGCCGGUUCCAGCGGCUCGGGGCCCGUGUCCGUCUCUGGUGCCGGGGUGACCAGCGCCUUGGCCGGCGGCCGCUACCACUAUGUGAGCCCGGCUGCUGCUGCUGGAGGUGGAGGGGGCAGCAGCAGGGGGUCGGGGUCGGCGGCUGUGGCCGGGGCCAGCAACCGCAACCAGUCCCUCAACAUUCCCAACAGCGGCGGCACCUACAGCUCCCAGGAGGAAUCGGAGAGCAGCACCCCGGAGGAGAGCACGGGGGAGCGGCCGGGAGGCCACGGGGGACCCCGGCUACUGAUCGGAUCGCUCCCCGCUCACCUGUCGCCUCACCUGUUCGGAGGUUUCAAGUGUCCAGUGUGCUUAAAGUUUGUUUCCACGGACGAAAUGGACUUGCACCUUGUAAUAUGCCUGACCAAACCAAGGGUGACCUAUAAUGGUAAGGAGUUAAUUUUGUUGAGCGCACUCAUUGUGAUCUUAUAUAUAGCGGGCGCCGCACGAUGGCUGCCUCGUCAAUGGUCUUUCUUUUCCUUCUUUGUGUUUUUAGUUUGUUGUAAAAUGUAUGUGUUAGUUUAUCUUUAGUUUUGUAUUAUGUAGGGGAUGGUGGGGGUAACUUUUCUUAUAUCUUUCCUCGACGGAGAUGCAACUUUGUUUGUGUCGUAUCUCCGUCCGCACUGCGGCCUAACAUUAUGGAGUUGGCGGCCUCUUGCUGGGACUUCUAGAGCUCCAAAAAUGUGGAGCCUGUGGACUUUAACACAGGACUGCUGGUUUUGUACAUUGGGGCUGUUAGCUAUAUGGAAUUGUUCCUGCCUUGGACAUGUGGCUCAGAUAUACACCGUUUUGGUCUCCUAAUCUGAGGAAAGACAUUCUUGCCAUAGAGGGAGUACAGAGAAGGUUCACCAGACUGAUUCCAGGGAUGUCAGGACUUUCAUAUGAAGAAAGACUGGAUAGACUCGGUUUGCACUCGCUAGAAUUUAGAAGAUUGAGGGGGGAUCUUAUAGAAACUUACAAAAAUUCUUAAGGGGUUGGACAGGCUAGAUGCAGGAAGAUUGUUCCCGAUGUUGGGGAAGUCCAGAACCAGGGGUAACAGUUUAAGGAUAAGGGGGAAAUCUUUUAGGAUCGAGAUGAGGAAAACCUUUUUCACACAGAGAGUGGUGAAUCUCUGGAAUUCUCUGCCGCAGAAGGUAGUUGAGGCCACAGUUCAUUGGCUAUAUUUAAGAGGGAGUUAGAUGUGGCCCUUGUGGCUAAAGGGAUCAGGGGGUAUGGAGAGAAGGCAGGUACAGGAUACUGAGUUGGAUGAUCAGCUAUGAUCAUAUUGAAUGGCGGUGCAGGCUCGAAGGGCUGAAUGGCCUACUCCUGCACCUAAUUUCUAUGUUUCUAUGUUUCUAUGUGCUUUGCAAAACCAUUAAUCCUAAGAUUAUUCCGGUAUUACCGCUGCUCCUGUUUAUGAACAAAUUAUUCAGGUAAGACCCUGGUUUUAGAAAGUGAUGAUAAAAU
Messenger RNA from Leucoraja erinaceus (little skate), 2790 nucleotides. RefSeq names its product E3 ubiquitin-protein ligase znrf2-like. The transcript is spliced from 2 exons. Bases 1198 to 1875 code for a protein of 225 amino acids. The record is from RefSeq and is a predicted model, not a curated record. Lineage: Eukaryota; Metazoa; Chordata; Chondrichthyes; Rajiformes; Rajidae.